GUGUGGUUUUGCACAUGCAUUGUAAUGUAUUUUUUCUUUUUUGGCUUUUAAAGUCUGUUCUGAUGUGCUUUCCUGUGUUUUAUUAGUGUUGGCUUGAUAGGUGUCUUGUGUCCAAAUUUGGUGUCAAUUGGUCCAGUGGUUUUUGAGUUAUGUUAAUCCCACAAACGAACAUUACAUUUUUAUUUAUAUAUAGAUUUGUAUCCUGCCUUUCUCUACCCCGAAGAGGACUCAAGGCGGCUUUACAUAUGGCAACUAUUCAAUGCCUUUGGACAACAAACAGAAUAUACUUAAGUUAAAAAUUAAAGGCACAGUAAAACACAUAAAGCAUUGCAUUCACUAUUAAAAACACACCAUCUUUGGGUGCAUCUACACUGCAGAAUUAGUGCAGUUUGACACCACUUUAGCUUCCCUGGCUCCAAACUACUGAAUCAUGGGAGUUGUUUGGCAAGGCCUUAACCCUUCUCGGCCAAUGAGAACUCCCAGGAUCCCAUAGAAAUGAGCCAUGCCAGUCAAAGCAGUGUCCGAGUGCAGUGUGGGUGGGCAUUGGUCAUUCUCAUUGGCUCAGCCCUGAGUCCCCCUCCUUCUCGGGCUCAUGAGGAGAAGUGGCUGAUUCUCUGAGCUCUUGCUAGGCCUCACGCCUCACCAUGAAGCCUGUUAAUGGCUCCCGCUUUGGCCGAAACAGGUUCCGGAUUGUUUACGUGAACCAUUUUGGUAGCCACCGCUGUGGCUCCGUGAUUCAUUAUGGCAGUGGCCACCUCAGGCCUGAGGGACAAGCUCCCCUGGCAACACCCAUUUCUGAGAGAAGAGGGUGCGCAACCCUUUCUCCUUCCCCCCAGGGACAAAAGAGUCCAUGUUUUGUGCUUCGAGCCGGGCCCAAGAUGCAAGCGGGCAAAGCAGGAGCCUGUGGAAGCCGUCCACUUGGCAGAGAAGGGCAGGCCGCAUCCACCACAGCCAAAGACAUGCCUGAGCUGCCAUGCACACCCAGUGCGGACUGGAGUUGUGAGAGGGAGGCUGUCAGCUCCACGGCCUCCAGUAGGCAGAAGCAAACUGGUAUGAGCAGAGCACAUAUCAGAUUCCCGAGGCUGUAUAGACAGUGGAGGGAGGAAAAUAAGAUUUCAAUUAAACUUGUGAGAUCUGAUUUAACCCUUCCAAGUUUCAGAGCCAAGGUUUAUUGGUUGGAUAAUAGCAGUUUAAAUGAAUGUAAUCCAAUUGUUUUAAUAGGUGACUGCCAAGAGUCUCGAAGAGAUGUAUUUGAAUUUUCUGCUCCUUUGGAAAAUGCUAACAACCUGAUUAGGAAACACAAGGAAAAGUCUGCAGUGUGGCACAGAGUUUCUAAAGUGAUUUCUAAGAUGAUAGAAGAAAAUGGACAUUUUCGAAACCGACUUAAACUCUCCAGCCAACUUUCAAAUGAAGGUAGAGAUGUAAAUGAAAAUAUCGCAACUGAAGCUUCAUGCAUGGAUGCAGUAAGUAAAACUGUGUCAUCGACAAAAUAGGGAUAUGAAAUUGUCAUCAAACUAUACAUGGCACUAUAUCUUGUUUCAUGUAAUGGGGCCCUACACCUUGACCAUCUUCUUAUUCCAGAUUAUCUGUCAGUGGAGACUCAUAUAACCCAGUUUAAAGCAGAUAAUCUGCGAUCUGAUCCUGGGAUAUAGGGCAGUGUAGAAGGGGCAUUAGAAGCUUUCCAGAGUAGUGUUAGGCAGGGACAACAUCAACUGGACAAGGUGAAAGGGUAAGAUUAGCUUUCAUGACCUGUUAGAAAUCCCAGUAUUUCAGCCUAGAUGGAGACUGUGAAAAUAGCUAGUUUCUCAAGUGAUAUUUUAUAGCUGUAAGACCUAAAUAUGGCAUCAAUAUUCUGAAGAAAAACAGAGCUGACUGCAAAAUUAAAGAAAAAAAAUAUUGGAUGAUAACAGGAUCCAAAAAGUGUAGUUUCCUUUCAUAUUCUUUAAUAGUGAGGAAAAUAUUGUAUUUCUUCAAUUCUAAGAGACGUUUUCCCUAUAUAAAUGCCCUAAAAACAAGGUGCAUCUUAGAAUAGCAGGUAUGUAUUUUUGUUGGUGGUGAUGGUACUGAAAUUAGGGUGCAUCUUACAAUCAAUACCAUCUUAGAAUCGAUGAAAUACAGCAUACCUAACAGGGCCAAUCUUUAAUACGUUGAAACAUAGAAAAUUGUAAGAAUACAUGUCUUAUUAUGCACCUGAUUUGUGGAUAUGUUCAAGAAUGAUCAUAAGAGCAGAUGGUAGACCUAGUCCAACAGCCUUCUGUUCUUUCCCCCCUCUUAUUCUAUCAUGCCAUUGACUAUUCAUUUAGUGCAAAAUCCUAGCCUGUUGGCAUUGGACAGUUAAUUGGCUGCAUUGCAAAGGAGACCUUUUCCAGAUUUCUUUAUGUUUAUACAUACAUAUACCUCUAUGUAGUAAAUUGUUUCAUAACUGGAUUUCCUUUUACUAUUCAGACAAGUGUAAAAAAUAACUGCCAGGAAUUUAGGCCUCUUCUACACUGCCAUAUAAUCCAGAUUAUCAAAGCAGAUAAUCCACAUUAUCUGCUUUGAAGUGGAUUAUAUGAGUCUACACUGCUAUAUAACCCACUUCAAAGCAGAGAGUCUGGAUUUUAUAUGACAGUGUAGAAGGGGCCUUACAAUUCUGUAUGUCAGGCUACUUUUAAAGGAGUUGGAGCAAUGCUGUUCUUCAGAACAGUAUGUGAUAAAUAGGCGAUGGUUUCAGCACAGCUCAAUAAAUAAAGAAUUAUGAUUGAUUUCUUCUGCUAGAUAACGUUCACCUGUUGAAAAAGCUGAUUUAGGUAAACCCAUCCUCUGACCUACAUAUGUAUAAAUGUUUGUAUCUUAUUUUUCCUUCAAAGAACUCACUCAAAUGCAUCACUGCAAAAUAUGCUAGUUUUUUAAAAUAAUAUUUUUUCAUUAAUUGCUUCAGCAUAUGGGGAGGUUAGGUUUCACUCUUUUUUCUCUAGUUGUGAUCCUGAAGAUCCCCCCUCCCUUUGCAGAGC
Messenger RNA from Anolis sagrei ordinatus, 2993 nucleotides. NCBI's taxonomy places the organism in Eukaryota, Metazoa, Chordata, Lepidosauria, Squamata, Anolidae. The record is from RefSeq and is a predicted model, not a curated record.